CUAAGUUAGCUAUAUACCCUUUACUUUGUCUUGUCUUUUUAUGCCCAGAAAUACACCAAACAGAAAACAGUACUACUAAAAAUUCUAGAUUUAUCCCUUCAAUCUUCAUCUUCUCCCUUUUUUUUUUGUUUUUCUUGGGUACUUUUAUUGGGGAAAAAAAAAAAACUUGUCUUGAAAUUUAGUCUGUUUUCCCAUUUUUGGGGGACCCUUGUUUUUUGUUUAGUUUAUAGUUGUUCAUAGUUCUUUAUAUAAAUAUAAAUGAAGUUAAAUUAAUGCUCUUUCUUAGACUUUAGGUGCCCAAUUAUUGAUUUUAUAUUUUUCUCUCUCUAGUUCACACUCUCUCUCUCUCAGUGGACUUCUUCUUCACAUUUCAUCAGGAAAAAAACUACAGAGGAAGGGGGGUUUCUAGGGUUUUGGUGAACUUUGAACAUCUGGGUUUUACUUUGUGACCAGAGAGUUCAAUCUUUAGUAUAUGACAAAACCCUUGUUUAGAAACUGAAUCUUUUGGGUCCUUUCUAUACUAGGAUUACCUAAAAGAAAUGUCCAUUCUAAAUAUAGCAUGUUGUUUAAUCGGGAAAGAAAUAAAUCUUGGGAUUGUAGAAGUGAUUUGUGUGCUUUGAGCAAAGCAUGAGUUAUGUUAUUUAUAGAGGGGAGGUGAGGGUUUGAGUCCACAAUUACUUUUGGGCUUCUGAAUGGAGGGAAUCUAUGCGACAGUGGUAAAUGAAUAUCGUAGGGAGUGGAACCAGCUGAUUAGUUGAGCCUAUAUCAUUUCUUUUGGGAACAUGAAUAUAUUCAGUUAUUGGUAUUCUUGGAGAGAAUAAAUUAUUCUUUUGGAUAGGAUGGCAACUGAGAGUCCUAUUAGGAUGCUUGAGGCACGUGGACAAUGGGCCUCUCGCAAGGAGGGUGCAAAUUUUUCUUCAACUAAGAUGGCUUUGGAUGAAGAGGCUUUACUUGUUAAGGGUCACAAAUACUGCGGUGGGAGGAUUGCUGUUCCCAAUCGAAGUGGUAGUGCACCCCCAAACAUGGAAGGCUCCUUUGCAGCCAUAGAAAGUCUCAUGCAAAACUCAGGUCUUAGUGCUAAUUUGGCAAAUCUAAAUUAUGACAAAGAUUCCAGAGGGCCUACAGGGCUGCUGGUUUCUUAUUCAUCUCUUGGUUCGAAUUACUCUUCCAGUGUCGAUCCCCAGUUUCAUUACUCUCCUGCCUCUGGUUUUGAUCAACAUUUGGCAUCCAGUCAUGUCGGCAAUAAAGUGGGAUUGACUUCUUUUAGAGGCAGCAGUGAUAACUUCUUGCGUUUAUCUCGUGGCGUCCUCCCAACACAUGAGGAGGAGUCUGAGGAUGAUAGGUCACCACAGAAGUCUUCUGAUGAUGUCAGAGACAGGAACUCUGUUGUGUUGUCAGGACAUGAAUCAUCCUCAUCAACUGGCGAAACUAGAAUUAUCUCAGAUCUCGCAAAGGACGAACUUACAUGUAUGUCGUCACCUGCAACUGGAGCAGCAGGUGACGGAGCUAAGAACAUUAAUGCUAAUAACCCUUCCUUGCAUGGAGAGUUAACAAGUUCAUCAACAGCAGAAGCGUCCGGUAUCUCUGCAGAUGGUAAAGCAUCAGCAAGCCCUGUAUUGAGAUCAUUAUCUUAUGAUUCUAGACAAGUGUCAUUGUCAUCCAUUCAAAAUGAAGAUCAUAUAGUUUUACUUCCAGAAAACAAGACUUCGGUUAGUGGUGAUGCAGAAGUAGCUAACUUGCAAACAGGGAUUAGGGCUCUGAAAAUAUCUGGCACACCACACUUAGAAAGCCAUGGAGGUCGAAGUGAAAGGCAGAACAACCUCCAAACCAGUUUAUUGCAACAACAAAUGCACCAGAGUGGUACCUUUCAGUUUCAAGGCUCUAUGCCUCAAAUAGUUUCUCAAGGAAUAAACAACUCAUAUGGUGUUGCAAACCAAUUUUUGCAUGGUGGGAAGUUUUCCUCAACGGAAGUUCAACCUGUUCUUCACUCAUCCGGAUUUACUCCUCCACUUUAUGCUACUGCAGCCGCUACAUAUAUGCAUUCGGCAAGUCCAUAUUAUACUGCUGCACAACCACCUGGAGUAAUAUAUCCUUCACAGUAUGGCAUGGGUGGAUAUCCUUACAAUGCAAGUGUUAUUCCUCCUUUUAUGGCUGGAUAUCCCUCACCUAGUGCUGUCCCUUUAGCCUUUGAUGGUGCUUCUGUUGGCUCUGACGUUAAUAUCCAAGUUUCUGGGUCAUGGGGAAGCAAUUCACAAGCAGUUGACUUGCAGCAUCUAAAGCAGUUUUAUGGACAACUUGGAUUUGCACAGCCUUUUGUGGAUCCCCGUCUUCAAUUUCACCAGUCUUUCGCUGAUCUAUACAACGUUCCUGGUCAGCUUGAUCCUUUGGCAUUGCGAGGGGGUGUUGUUGGGAACCAGGUGAGUGCUUUUAGUCCCAAGUCUGGACCUGAUUUUUCAUCUGUUUCACUUGAUCAUAGACCUCAACAUCAGGGAUUUGGUGGACAGAGUAAUAUAAGUCAGAGAAGGGAGCAAAUUAUGGGUACAGAUUAUGCUGGGAGCUCAGCUAAUAUGGGUUUCUUCAUGCCUAUUCCAAACUCAUCUCUUGCCAGCCCCGUUUUGCCUGGAUCUCCAAUUGCCGGUACUAGUCUUCCUGGAGGAAGAAGUGAUGUGAGUUCUCCAAAUUCUGGUAGAAGUGGGAGUUUUUAUACUGGUUGGCAAGGUCAAAGAGGUUUUGAUAACUUAAAUUAUCAAAAGCCUUACUCCUUCCUUGAAGAGCUAAAAUCUGGUAAAGGUAGAAGGUUUGAGUUAUCUGAUAUUGUAGGUCAUGUGGUUGAAUUCAGUGUUGAUCAACACGGGAGUCGAUUUAUUCAACAAAAACUAGAAAAUUGUAGCAUUGAGGACAAGGCAUCUGUGUUUCAAGAAGUUCUCCCUCAUGCUUCCAAAUUGAUGACGGAUGUUUUUGGAAAUUAUGUUAUUCAAAAGUUCUUUGAGUAUGGAACCCCUGAUCAGAGGAGGGACCUAGCUAAGGCACUUGCAGGUGAGAUCUUGCCACUGAGCCUGCAGAUGUAUGGUUGUCGUGUCAUCCAAAAGGCUCUUGAUGUUAUUGAGGUUGAUCAGAAGAUUGAACUUGUUCGUGAGUUGGAUGGACAUGUCAUGAGAUGUGUCCGUGAUCAGAAUGGAAAUCAUGUAAUUCAAAAGUGUAUUGAAUGUGUUCCAUCAGAAAGAAUUGGUUUCAUUAUUUCAGCUUUUCGUGGUCAAGUUGCUAGUUUGUCAAUGCAUCCUUAUGGGUGUCGGGUUAUACAGAGAGUCCUGGAGCAUUGUACAGAUGAGUUGCAGAGUCAAUUUAUCGUGGAUGAGAUACUGGAUUCUGUUUGUACCCUUGCCCAAGACCAGUAUGGCAAUUAUGUUACCCAGCAUGUUCUGGAGAGGGGAAAGCCUCAAGAGCGGAGCCAAAUCAUAAAAAAUUUAUCUGGUCAGGUUAUAAAAAUGAGCCAGCAUAAGUUUGCAUCAAAUGUUGUUGAGAAAUGCCUCGAUUAUGGUGAUGCUGCUUCGAGGGAACUCUUGAUUAGUGAAGUCAUUGGGCAAAAUGAGGGAAACGAUAACUUGUUGGUAAUGAUGAAGGACCAAUAUGCUAAUUAUGUGGUCCAGAAGAUUCUUGAGAAGUGUACAGAAAAUCAACGAGAUCUGCUUCUCGGUCGUAUCAGAGUGCAUCUCAAUGCAUUGAAGAAAUACACCUACGGAAAGCAUAUUGUGGCUCGUUUCGAGCAGCUGUUUGGAGAAUUUCAAGCACAAGGAUCCUGAUUGGUUGUGGAACAAACUGGCUAAGAGUUAGCACCUUCAAAGCACGAAAUGAUCUCGAGAAGAUGGUUUUUACAUUUGGAGAAAGACGAGAUAUCAUCUGACAGCUUAUUGUACUUCUAUCAUUCCCCGAGCGCUUCUACAUAGAACUUCUUAGGGUGGAUGCUGUAAAGUUUAGUAAAUUUGUGUAUACAACAGAAUUUGUGUAGUUACAGGAGCUGAUAAUCAUCUGGGCUUGGUUAAAGAACAUUCAAUCAACUAUUGGAAUAGCUCAUUUCUUUUUUUCUUGUAA
Beta vulgaris subsp. vulgaris (sugar beet) is the source of this 4089-nucleotide messenger RNA. RefSeq names its product pumilio homolog 5. Gene Ontology annotation, molecular function: mRNA binding. The record is from RefSeq and is a predicted model, not a curated record. Gene Ontology annotation, biological process: post-transcriptional regulation of gene expression. The coding region runs from base 840 to 3800 and encodes 986 amino acids. NCBI's taxonomy places the organism in Eukaryota, Viridiplantae, Streptophyta, Magnoliopsida, Caryophyllales, Amaranthaceae. The transcript is spliced from 11 exons. Gene Ontology annotation, cellular component: cytoplasm.